UGCGUUCUAGAAGGUGGAGCUUAGAAAACCUAUAAAUUUAAAGCAUUGACGGGCGAAUUGAGACGCGCUCUUGGAGAUACUUACAAGAAACACAUCUUCACCUUCACAGUUGAAAUUCCUGAGAACAGAUCGUCAACAUGAGCAUCAACCCAGGACAGAUCAAGGCCCUGAAGGAAUGCAUGGUCAUUAUCCGCGAGGAUAUCAGGGGCAAUGGGGCAGCCUUCUUUGAAAAGAUGUUUGCCACAUACCCAGCGUGGCAGGAGAAGUUCCCUGCCUGGAAAGGGAAUUCCCUUGAGCAAGUGAAGAGCUCUGUUCGUAUCAGGGCUCACGGUACUUCCGUCUUCAGCGAGCUGGGCAAGUUCGUGGACAGCAUGGACGACAUGGAUGUCUUGAAGGACCUGUUGAAGAGAUCUGGCAUGUUCCACACUGGAAAGGGCAUUGGAAUCGAAUAUUUCCAGAAAGUUGGUGAUUUGCUUGUGUCGUUCUUGAAGGAGAGGCUCGGAGGAAAGUUUACAGGGGAUAUGGAAGGUGCCUGGAGAGCCGUCUGGCCAAUCAUUGUCGAAGGCCUGAAGGCUGGGAUGUAAUUUCCGGUUCAUGACCUCAAAUGUUUCUCCGCCACAAUACAACCUGCCAUGGAUGGACCCUGAAGUAAAUAUCGUGAACAUCGGGCGCGUUACGCCGUAGAUGAUUCCACUUGGAAUAAACGCAUUGAGACGUAUUGGGUCAGAGUCCAAGACUCUUAGUAGAUUUUUGCUACAAGUAGGAAUUCUCUAAAAAGAAAGACGCGCCAUCUUCCCUGUGCCCAGAACUAUUUGUUGCCCAAUUUUGCAGUUUGUCAAGGGAGGUCGCAUCGAAAGAAAUCAUUUGACAACAUGAGAAGGAAAUGCCUACAAAGUGUCAAACACAUCGUUCACAUUCUAAUGUUUUACCUAAACCAGACACACAUUAAGCUGUUAACAAAAAUAAAAAAAUAAUUCAGGUGCAUUCAGUCUAGCUAAAUGAAUUGUUUAAGGAAUGGGCCUAACCGUUUGUAAGAUGUAAAUAACAAGAUGACAUACAAAAUAUUAGUUUAAAGCGGAGUAUCUGCAUGCAGCGGUCUGAGUAUUGGUCACAAUUAGUCCUGAAACAAGACCGAAAUCAGUGUAUAAGAUUUACCUACAGAUGAGCCGGCUUGUAGAUAGGUGUGCUUUGAGAAGACCUUUUGAAAUGCUUAAUGCCCUAAUAUAUAUAUAUACGCGUACAUAUAAUUUCACGCUACAAUAAUAUAAAUUUUACGCACACGUUUAUAAACCAACUUUGUUGUAUUUUAAUACUUUAAUACUAACAACCUGGAUAAGUAGCAGUGACAAUAAAGGUACUAGACAAAACCUCCAAGAAAACGUG
This is a messenger RNA of Liolophura sinensis, 1383 nucleotides long. Its product is annotated as globin-1-like. The transcript is spliced from 4 exons. Gene Ontology annotation, molecular function: oxygen binding; heme binding. Bases 138 to 584 code for a protein of 148 amino acids. The record is from RefSeq and is a predicted model, not a curated record. Lineage: Eukaryota; Metazoa; Mollusca; Polyplacophora; Chitonida; Chitonidae.